AUGUUGUUUAAUAUCGUUGCUGUCCUGGCGGCGGCGUCAGUGUCGCUGGCGGCAACUCCUCAAGGCUUCAAGCCCGCCUCUGAAACGCCGUUGUUGGUGUCUUUCAGCGGUAUAGACGCAAGCGGCGGCAAAAUUGUCGCGAAGGAGGCGUCUCAAGCGCAGCCACAACUAGCGACAAGCUCGCGACUGACGGGGACUUCGUUCGCGGUCCUGAUGAUUGAUCUCGAUAUUCCAACGAACAGCCCGCCGGCUACGAACACCCUGCUUCACUGGAUGCAGACAGGCCUGACACAGAGCAGUUCGGCAACCCUCCUGAACACAACAGCUGGAAGAAGCAACGCCUUCGCAUUGCAGAUGCCCGGUGCUGUUGCCGCAGCUGCGUCUUAUUUCGGUCCGAGCCCCCCGGCACGUGUUCCUCUGUCGCACCGAUACACCGAACUCUUGAUAGACACCUCGGCAGCUUCGCAAGAGAGCAUGAGCGUUCUCAUGCAGGCGGCGCAAAGCCGUCAAGGCUUCAACGCUGAGCAAGUGUUGACCAAGGCUGGCUUGGCUAACAAGAUUGUGGCGGGCAACUUCUUCAAUGUAACGAACCCGGGACCUGUUCAAAACGUUGCCACUGGGAACUCCACGGGUGGAAGUGGGAGUGCUCGGGGUACCGGCACCACGAACGGGCCAAAUCAGACGACGGCACCGAUUCGAGGGUCGGCUGUCCUACAAAAGACGAACUCGUUGCUCUUGGGAGCUACUGUUGCUGGCGCUGCUCUCUUGAUUCUGUAA
Molecule: messenger RNA, 777 nt
Organism: Neoarthrinium moseri
Lineage: Eukaryota; Fungi; Ascomycota; Sordariomycetes; Amphisphaeriales; Apiosporaceae
Exons: 2
Coding region: 1-777 (258 amino acids)
Biological process (GO): regulation of proteolysis; regulation of Ras protein signal transduction
Molecular function (GO): peptidase inhibitor activity; phospholipid binding
Source: RefSeq, a predicted model, not a curated record